AUAAACAGAUUUUUUUAUUUAUUGUUGGAAAAUAUUCAUACGACAAUAACAUAAAAACAAGUGUUCAAAAUAAUCGUGAUUGUUUCCAGAUGUAAAAAUUAACAACUAUUUAUCCUUGCGAGUUGCGAUACGUUAUUGGAAAUAAUUUCUCGGGUAAUAUUUCAAUAGAUUUUUCUGAAAUAUUUCUGAGUACGUUGUAUCGCAUAAUGGCUGCUGCUAUAGAAUAAUAAUUAAAAAAAAGUCAAUAAAAACUCGUGCCUUUUGUUUGAAAAUAGUGUAUUGAAAUUUUCAUUAUUGUUUAAGUGCACGUGAUUCAAAAAACAAGAAGUAUUCAUUUCUCUUUUACAACUUCCGUUAUUCUUUGGAACGAAUGAGGAAAAAUAAGUCAAGCCUCUCAAUAACGAUAUCUUCCAUAACAAAAACCUGUCUACGUGUGUAUAUUUUAAAAUCUUAAGAUUUUAUCUGAUCUUUUUUUCUCCUUAUGCUGAAAAUGUCAAUUAUUUGAUAUUUUGCUUUUUAAAAAUGGAUGUAUUUUGAGUUUUAAAAAAAAUGGUGGAAAGUUAGUAGACGUGGUGUGAUGAUAAAAUUAUGCGAUUGUUGAAAGUAGUGCUUAUUUGUUAAGAAAGUUUUUAUCUUUUAUGCGUGUCCAACACGUUAUAUAUACAAAUAUAUAAAUAAAUAUACCUGCUCAUUAGAAAUUCUAUUUCUGAAGAUACAAACAUUUGAACAUGACUAUUACGCUAACCAAGCAUAGUUCUUCAAUUUUGGAAGAAGAUUUAGCUAUUAGUUCAUCGACAUUAGGUACAUCGGACAAGAGUUUAAGUGAUGAACCACAACAAACUUGCAACAAUACCGUAUUGGGAGAGAGAUUAGUUUACGUUAAUGAAGAUGCCAUGGAUUGUUGUUACGAUGAAUCGAACAGUACAUCGGCGAAAUUGGAGGUGAUACAAGAGGUAUCAAGUCCUGAAAUGUUUAAUAGCGACAGUGACGAUGAUCUAGAAAAUUCAAAGACUUCAGCAAGUUUUAGAGGUGGAGCGGGAAGAAAUAAAUUUUCCCUACCAAAAACAUCGCCAAAACCGAAAACACAGCAGGAACUUGUUGUACAAUCUGAUAAUAAUCUAUUGAGUAGAAUAAAUCGUUAUCUCAGCGGUGUACCACCACCACCGAAGCAUACAAUCUGUCAAAGUGAUUGUAGCGAAUUUCUUGUAAAUAUACGAAAAAAUGCUCAUCUCUUUUGGUCAAAUCCAUUGGAAACGGAAACAAAUUCUUCAACUAAUAAAUCGACAGCAACUUCUCCUCCUCCUUCUCAAACUUCCGCUCUUCCUUCCGAUGUAAAGGAGGAAAAUUUAACUAGUACAAGUAUUUUUCAAAAUCGUGUGAAAAAUAGUUCGAGAAAUUUAAGUGUAGCUUUUGACGCCUGUGAUUUAUCGAGAGAUUCAGAAACAAAAAGCGUCGUUUCACAUAAUAAUUCUGCUGUUGAUGAACAAUCAAUUGACACUUCUUGCACUGAAUCAGUAGAUACUGCUUCCAUUUUUACUGAUAAAACGUCAAGUGUCUCAACAGCGACAAGUACAUCGCACGUUAUACCGAAUGAGAAUUCCUGUACGACAUUGAAAACAUCGGAUCAGACUAUUUUUAACACUUGUAGUGUUAAUGUUGCUGCUUCCUUGACAUGGCCGGAAGCUUAUCAGCACAAAUGUUUUGGAAUUCAUUACAACAGGAAUAAACCAAUUGAGGAAUUUGAAAAAUUAUCAAUGAAAAUGUCCGAGAGAUACGUGGGUGCGGAAACACAAUCCACUUGCAAUGUAUUUUUCACUAAACAAUGUCCAGGAAGUGCGAGAAAACGUAGUCUUCUGUCGAAACGUAACAGUGGUCAGAGUCCCGGUAAACGAUUAAGUUAUUUGACCAAGAGACGACGAACAUUUUCGAGCGCCAAUCUUCAGGGUCUCGGCGAAAAGAAACAAUUGGUGCUCAACAUUCGAAAACCGAUUCUGAAGAAAGGAAAAAGUCCCCGAAGUAAAGGAAAGAGUCCCAGGGGUAAAAGUCCGAGGGGCAAGAGUCCGAGGAGUUCGGCGAAGAAAAGAGCAAUGCGCAGAUUAUCGAUGGAUGGACCAACGCCGAGAAAAUCAAAAUUGGAAACUUCGAAACGUGCUCUUUUCCAGAGUCCGCCAAACGAUAAGGCUGGUCCAAGUAUGAGUGGUUUGAAUCCCCAGCGUAUUAAAAAGGCCCUCUUCCCAACGCCAACGAAAAAAGACGAUGAGUCCGAUACAAUGAAAGCCGCCGUCGUCAAUUUGGGUGAUGCAAGAAAACGAAAAAGUGACGAAGAAUUGGAGAAUCCACGUUUCAAGUGGGCGAAAAGUUUGUCUUUUGACUGCACUAGAGACCUGGAUUCUCGGUCUGCAAACACCUGGAAUCAACAGCGACACUCAACUGGUAAUAUUAUCUCGAAAAAUGAAAACUUACAAAGUUACGGAAAAUGUGAGCUCAGCACUAUACAUCGGAAGAAAUUAUUAUGGGCCGUCUCGGAAGCAUUGCGAGGUAAAGGAAUCAGUAUGAGUCAUCCACAAUUCAAACAACAUGCCGCAACACUAGCACGAACUGUGAAGAAAUUAAUGCCUGAUUUGGAGAAUAAAAAUAUACCCCGAAAGCCAGGAAGUACAAGUGAUCGAAUGUUAAAGUUAGCGAAGCAACAAGUGCUUAAAAUUGAUAUAAAGCCAACUGCUCAUUAAUUUUUUUUCUUCUCCAUAAAAAAAAGAAAUCUUCUAGCAAAGACGUUUCAAAACUAUUGUGAAUAGUGUUUCGCUAUAAUAAUGCUUUUCUUAAGUUAUUUAUAUAAAUAUAUAAAAAAAAAGAAAAAAAAAUUGUGUCGUUUACGAACCCGGCGACAAAGAUCUACUUUCAAAAAAAAACCAUGAUUGUUAAAUUUUUUUUUUGUAUUAUUGGUGCUGCUUUCAUGUUCUCUGCGAAUGAAAGGGACAAUACUUUUUAAUAAGCCACGUUUUAUUAGCGAUAAAAUAGUUUAUUUUACAACUUAAACGUAUAAAUAAUUAAUAAAAAGUUGCUUUUUUUCGAAAAA
Messenger RNA from Leptopilina heterotoma, 3076 nucleotides. RefSeq lists its product as uncharacterized. The coding region runs from base 729 to 2729 and encodes 666 amino acids. The transcript is spliced from 5 exons. NCBI's taxonomy places the organism in Eukaryota, Metazoa, Arthropoda, Insecta, Hymenoptera, Figitidae. The record is from RefSeq and is a predicted model, not a curated record.